ACUCGCUGAUAUUGUGAUGAGAGCGUGAGAGGCUCCAUGCACGGGCGAGCGCGAGCGGCGUGCGGUGACCGUCACUGUUCAGCGUGCGGCGGCGUUAUCAAUACGGAAACCUGGACUGCUUCCUCAGAAAGGGCUCUCCAGCAGAGGGCACAGGGAAAUUUGAUGCAGCCCCUGCACGUUCACCCUGUCGGCGCACUGUAUCUGCUGUGCGAGUAACCCCUUUGAGGAUCAUGAAGAGUUCCCCUGAUCUCAUGCCUACUGAGCUGGACCCUACCCGUGUUUGCAAGGGCAAGGGUGCUGUUACUUUGAGGGCCACAUUAGUGCACAUCGAUGAUGAGGACGGCACAAGCCAAGAGCCGUCCAAGAACUCUGCCAAAAGUGGAUGGCUUGGUGCGGUCAAUGGAGAUGCCACAGAAACAAGUCUGGCUCAGAGAAGUGUAAACAACACCGGAGCUGAUUUAAAUUCAACUCAAGUCAAUGAGACACCAACAAAGGUGGACUCACCUGUAAGAGAGAGUCGAUCUCAGCUCACAUCCUGCCUUGAUCAGCCGAGUGCUAUUACCUCAUCAGCCAAAGUGUCCUCUUCAUAUCCCCCCACCAGCAGCGUCAACCCAACAAUCGUCUUGCUGCAGCACAGCAGAGAAGCUGUGGCGGAGCAGGGCAGUGGCCCUAAUCGGAGCCCUGCCGUCAACCAGAAUAAAUCUUCCUCUGAGACUCCGGCAGACAUGGAAGGAAAGAGAAUGAGACUGUCUGAACAUUCAGCUGUCCCGGGACCCAGAGUCCCAGUACGGAACACAGAGCUAUCAAAGGAUUGGUACAGAAACAUGUUCAAACAGAUUCACAAAGUCCCAGAGCCUGUCGAAGAAAAUCCAUAUCGUCCCACCUACAUAUUUCCAGAGAGCAAUGACAGGCCACUGAAAACCAGAGAUGACGGGCUGUCAUAUGGUGGUGAGGACGUGCGGGCCGUCCCUCGCUCCAAGAGUGCCGUAGACAUGGGGAGCUCCAGAGGACAGCUGCCUGUGCCAACACGCACAUCUUCCCUGAAACCUCAGAGGAAUGAGUGGGAGCCCCCUGACAAGAAAGUAGACACCAGGAAGUACCGCGCCGAGCCCAAGAGCAUAUUUGAGUACGAGCCAGGAAAGUCUUCAGUGCUGAAGCUGGAGAGACCGACUCAGGACAUAAGUCCAGAAGAUGUAGAUUUAGAGAAUGAGCCUUGGUAUAGGUUCUUUUCUGAGAUGGAGUUUGGCAAAGCGCUGCAUCACACUAAGAGUGCCCCCUCUUUCAGCCCCUUGGACACAUCUUCCGACCUACAGCAAUACUCAGCCUGUAAAGCAGGCAACGGUGAAGUGGAGAAGAAGGACAGCUUGUCUGCCGGUGGGCAGGCAGCUCCAGAAUGUGAUCGGCACAUUUACAAGAGUGUCCUGGAGGGCGGCGACAUCCCACUGCAGGGCCUGAGAGCGCUUAACAAGCGCCACCCUAGCACUUCUUCUAAAGUGGAUUAUAAAGGUGGGAAUGGCUGUAUGAUUUCACCCUGCUCUUCUGUAAAUACUCACUCAGUUCUUGCCACUAAUGCACUAGCUUCUCAGUAUAAGACUAAAAAGUCCUUGUCUGCUGCCAAAGCCUGCAUCCCUCAAAUACUUCCCUCAAAGUUUAAACCCAAGCUAUCGCCAUCUAUCGAUGAAAGCCUGGAAAGACGGAUCGAGCCGACACAACAGCGGCCCAAAGCUCACAGCUGCGAGGAUCUGCGUCACGAGGCUUGUGGCCCACGAGAUGAAGAUACGCCAGAUGCCGAUCACAGGUUAAAUUCAGCUUGCAAGGGCAACCUGCAAAAAAAUGGACCUGUUGUGAGAUCUGUGAGGAGCACAUCCGAGUUCUCCGCACUAUAUCGGAACAUGCACAACAUUCAGAGGCCGAGCUCCGUGGGCUCCAGCCCCCAUGGUAGUGUCCGUUGCCUGGCUUCCUUUUUUGAGAAGCCGGGGGAUGACAUUACCUUGGAGAGGACUGAGAUCGUCCCCCGGGAUGCUGUCACGUUUCGGGUGAUGGAGUUUGAGCGUAUUAUUCAGCGUUCGAACUCUGCGCCCACUCGCUCCGCCUCCAUGCCCAUACUCCCUAGUAACCCAAGUCCUCCCCACAGCCCUGCACCGACCUGCUUCCUCCAGUCUGCUCUGUCAGCUGAGACCCUUGUCAUGCCAGGGCCUGAGGACUGUCCAGUCAGGAUUACAGAGGCCCAGACCCCCAGAGAGGAAGCUUGUUUAUCCGAGCAGUACCCAAACACCACAAGAACUGACUUGCCUUUGGAUCUAAAUGAACCGGAAGAGAAAAACAGUUGCAGUCAUGAUCCUGCCAAAGAGACACCCACAGAACACACAGGUCACCAUCACCACGAUCACUUUCCCUUCCACACCAAACAAAGCAAGUGUAAAGGCACCUGCCCGGCUUCCUAUACACGUUUCACCACAAUCCUCAGGCACGAGCGCCAACAAGCCAACACCCAGCAGGAGAAGAAAUGCACUCCUCCCAGGAACUUGCUUCUGAUGGGACCAGCACCUUUCUCUUUACGCAGGUCCCUACACAGUCAACAGGCCAAAAAGACUUGCGCUCUCUCUGCCAUGAAGCCUGUGACCGGAGAUGUCAUCUCGGCCAAGCUGAAGCCUUUGAUUCCCCAGCGCCUGUCCUCUUUGGAGGUGCUGGAGAGGCUCAGUAAUGGAGACAGCUCUCCCUGUGAGGGGUGCAACUCAGAUGACCUCAUGGAUGUGGAGGGCUCAGAAGCCAGUAAAGAUCACUCUGAAGAAUCUGAUUCCUCACAUCCAUUAAGCCAAGGAGAUCAUGGAGAAAACUCAGACGAGGCAGUCCGGAAACGUUAUGGAGAUAAAGAGAAAAUUCUGGAGGAGCAGAGACGGUUAAAGCGAGAGCAGGAAGAGGCAGAUACAGCUGCUCGGAGACAUGCUGGGCUGGUUGUGACUCAUCAACAGUUCAUUACUAAUGACCGCUUCGGCGACCUGCUGGUUAUUAAUGAGAAAGAGAAGAGAAAAGCCAUAGAGAGGACUCCUGCUUUGGCUCGAUUUGACUUCAGAGCAGAAAGUUUAAAGGAACUACCAUUUCAAAAGGGAGAUAUUGUAUACAUCUACAGGCAGGUUGAUCAGAACUGGUUUGAGGGAGAGCAUCAUGGUAGAGUCGGGAUUUUUCCACGUAGCUACGUUGAGAUCUUGCCCCCUACAGAAAAGGCUCAGCCAAAAAGUGCUCCGGUCCAGGUGUUGGAGUAUGGAGAGGCUAUUGCUCGAUUCAAUUUUACUGGUGACACCGCUGUUGAAAUGUCUUUCAGAAAGGGGGAGCGUAUCACGCUGAUACGCAGAGUAGAUGAGAACUGGUAUGAAGGCAAAAUUUCUGGCACUAACCGGCAGGGCAUCUUCCCAGUCACCUACAUAGAGGUGCACAAGAGACCCCGAGUGAAAAAUGGAGUGGACUACCCUGAUCCCCCUAUCAGCCAGUCACCUCACCGGAGCACUAAUGCCUCUCCACAGCCCAUUCGUAAUCGGCUGACCACCUCCCCUCUCCCUCUGCCGCGGUCUCCCCGCCGCUCGAUCUCCCCCGAAGUCCACGCCAUCUCUAACGAGUGGAUUUCGCUCACUGUGGGUGGAGUCAGCAGCAGCCCCCCGGCUGCACCCACCCCACCCCUCCCUCCUCUGCCAAGCACUUCCUACCGCUUGGGCGAAUAUCUGCCCCCUUCCAUGUCCGCCAGUCCCAUGCCUCCCAUCAGCAACAGCCCCUACUGCGUUUCCCCCAUGGCUUCUCCCUCCACAUCUCCUUUACCCCCGCCCUAUCCUCCCCGGCCCUGCUCGGCCACCCCGUUUCUCACCUUCACUCCACCUCAAGGUGAGGACUUCCUUCUUUCUCCACCCUCUCCCCGCCUGUCCCGCAGCCUGAGUCCCUGUGGGGGUGCUGGGCUUGAGGGUUGGCUCAGUGGGGGCAACAGGCUGGAUCAGGAUUUUCAGGAAGGGGAUGGGGCUGAAAUAGACAGGGCUGGCAGCCUCCGCAGGGCUCCUUACAGCAGGAACAAUAGUCCAGCAGAGCCAUUAAGAAAUGAUGUAGAAUAUUACGGGCGAUCUUCAAGAAGUCCUGUCAUGCUGUUUGACAUUCAAGACAACAACAUGAAUGCCAAUUCAUUCACGGAGGCAGUGUGUAAUGAGAUCAUGAAUAUUGCAGAGACCUCAGUGAGGUACUGCAGCACUUUGUCACGCCCUAUAGACUCCGCCCACCGACUCCUGCCUCCUCCCAGUAAACACUCUCUCAUCAUUUCCCAGCAACCCCUGUCCCAGAGCAGCAGUCCUGAGCCUGGACGCAUGAGCUGUGGGAUAUUUCAGGCUCUGUAUAAUUACAUGCCUCAGAAUGAUGACGAGUUGGAGCUGCAGGAAGGAGACCUGGUCAGUGUCAUGGAGAAAUGUGAUGAUGGCUGGUUUGUGGGUACAUCCAAGAGGACAAAACAGUUUGGCACUUUCCCAGGAAAUUAUGUAAAAGCUGUUAAUUUGUGACACGAUGCUUUGAAAGAAGUGACGGUUUGUAUGCAGCGAUUCUAACACUAUGCUUAAGCAGCCCGAUGCUUUUGGGACACUCUACCUGUUGACGUCAAAUGAAGACUUUUUGUCCCCUGCAAAAUUCGGUCUUUCCCAGAUGAAUGUCCAGGUAUGUGAUCAAUAAGGUGUGCGGCAUGUCAGAGAAGAACAUGCGGUUCAACUGUACUACAGUGGCAGCAUUUGUUGAAGGAUUUAGAAGAAUACGUUGUUUUUGCUUUUUUUUUUUUUUUUGAAAUGCUCAGACUCCGCUAAAAAGCCAUUAAUAUGAAGUAUAUAUCAGACUUGGAAAAGGUGUAUAAGUUUACAGCUGCGAAUUGUACUGAAGUACAACUUCAUCACAUACCUGACAUUACUGAAAAUGCGUGAAAUUCUACGAUUUAUUUUUGCUAUAAAAGUUUGAUGGGCUUUGAGAGUGACCGUGAGGGAUGACAGUGUAUCGAAAGCACCCGAAGGUGUCCGUAUUAAGGGUCGCAGGUCAGGCAAGCUGUGAAAGGAUCAUAGUUAGGUUUAGCCAUUUUGAAAAGUGUUUAAAUUACAAUUUACACUCCCACUGUGUAAAAAUUGCGUAUUUGUGGAGCUUUUUUUUUUUAUCAUCAUACUUUCAUAAAGAGUAUGAUGUAAAUUUCUUGUCCGAUGAGGGCUCAAAGGAUGAGACGACAACAUUAGUAUUUGCGAAUUCAAGCAAAGCUAUUUGUAGACAUCAAAAUGAUGUAAAUCAGUGUUGGUCAUGUUAAGGAGGACAACGUCACAGCACUUACUGUACUCUCAGAUUAUACUGACAUGCAAAAUUACGGUAACGCUUUACAGUAAGCUCUGAUUUGUUAACAUUCGGAUGAGAAAAGAGUACGGGUGCAACUGUGUGCUCUCAACGUAGAGAAAAGUGCUAUAUAAAUGUGACUAAUUAUUAUUAUUAUUAUUUAUUUUAAUGAAUUAGUUAACGUGAACUAACUAUGUGCAGCUAUUGUUAACAAAUAAAACCUUACUGUAAAAUGUUACCAAAUUUCUCUUCGUAAAAUUACGAUGGAGUGACCGACUCUAUAAACUCCAGAUCUGAUAAGCUUUUUAAUUGGUAACAAAAACAAUCAAGCUUUAAGCGUUAUGUAAUACAGUGAGGCGAAGGGCUACAACUAAACCCCCACUAAACACAUGCUUUGCCUCAAAACAUGCUAUUUAUUUGCCUGAGUAGUGCACAUUCUGCUCUUCCAGUCAUCCAUUUUUUGAAAUGGUUGUUCUGAAGAGCGCGUUACGAGUCUGAGGCACAGUAUUUACCUCUCAUAACAAGCCUUGAUAACAUCUUAACCCAGGUACCAUUUGACAGCGACAUUUACAUAGUGUUAUGACUGCUAAUAUGGUUGCAUGUUGGGAAACGAUUAUCCGUAUAAGAUUGCUGUACCUCAUUUUCAAAGUGCCAUUCACAGUAGAGGAUGCUACACGUGGACCGUUGCGUUCAUUUAGUUAGGCAGUCUCCAUUAAUUAGCUUGUGGUCUUCCUUAACUGAAUGUAGUUCACAUCUACUCCAGGUUGCGGAUUUGCUUUUGCUUCCUUUUUAAGAAGUAGAAGCGCAAAUCUGAAGAUAUACGUGUUUGGAUUUCUUCUUCAGAUGAAGUUGUGUGUUUUUGAAUCUCCCCUUUAGUUUUAUAAGGUCCAUUCCGUACAACGCCAGAGAACGUGCUGCUAGAGAGCACGAGGGUCUUCUGGGACCCUUUUCGCUUACCAGCCUUCCGUCCCGAUUCAAAACCAGGAUUAGGAAAAGAUCAUCUGGACAGAAAUCGACAUCUAGAUUAUAUAUUUUUCCUUUUUUUUAAACCAGUGGUCGUUGCUAAAACUUUUGUCAGGAAGAAAUCACGCAGAAGAUCAACAAGGAAUUCACAAGCGUGCGUGAUCUCUGUCGAGUGUGAUGUUUUGGCCUUUUCGAACCGUUCUAAGAUAGCGUAGCAUAUCUGAAUGUAGUGCUCUGAGAAGCUUUUAACUUGGAUUAGUUGAAAUUCACAGUUUUCCUAUUCUGUCAGAGUUGUAAAUAUGUAAAGUAAACAUGAAUGAAAGUGAUGGAAGUUACAGCAACCUCUAUGAAUAUUACAGUUUAUAUUAAAUGAAGAAUAUUAGGAAAGCACAGAGAUUUGCGUAACACAGGCCGUCUCAUACGACUGAACGAGUGAUUCUGACACUGUGUUGGGAUUGAAAUGCCUUUCUGUCUCAUGGCUUCAUUGAACUGUGCCUCGUUUUGUUUUAUUAUUAUUUUUUUUUUGCCUUGAGGUAAACGCAUUACUUUAUAAGGACUUUUAAAAGUACGUUUUGCUGUGUCACAGGACACGGUUACUGAGUUUGUUACCGCAAUCACAUGAGUUGCUCAAAAGUGUGAGAUGACACCUGAGAUGUUUAAUGUAUAAUUAUUACUUUGUGGUCUGUACGCAGAAGCGAAUUUUGCAUUUUUUGUUUGUUUUUGUUUAUUUGCAGUGCUGUUAAUUACAAUGAAUUUAAAACACUAUUUACUGCUGUGAUUGCCUCAUUAUGCAAUAUUUAAUAAACAAUAUUACAGCUUU
This is a messenger RNA of Puntigrus tetrazona (Sumatra barb), 7111 nucleotides long. RefSeq names its product sorbin and SH3 domain-containing protein 1. Gene Ontology annotation, molecular function: protein binding. Gene Ontology annotation, biological process: cell-substrate adhesion. The record is from RefSeq and is a predicted model, not a curated record. NCBI's taxonomy places the organism in Eukaryota, Metazoa, Chordata, Actinopteri, Cypriniformes, Cyprinidae. Gene Ontology annotation, cellular component: cell-substrate junction; cytoplasm; nucleus.